This is a messenger RNA of Stylonychia lemnae, 2559 nucleotides long. Lineage: Eukaryota; Ciliophora; Spirotrichea; Sporadotrichida; Oxytrichidae. The record is from the annotation of a GenBank genome assembly.
AUGGCAGAAAAACAAUAAGAGACAAUAACUAAACAGCCAACUCUCUCACAUGCAGAUAGUGUUGAUAAGCUUUCCUCCAAAAAACGGGAUGGAGCCUACAGCAGUGUUUUUUAAGCAAAGAGGCUAGCUGAUGGUGACAUUUAUGCACUGAAGAAAGUAAAGUUACACCAUCUCUCUGACAAGGAAAAGGAAAAUGCUAUUAAUGAGGUCAGAAUAUUAGCAUCGAUUAAGCAUGUUAACAUCAUUUCCUAUAAGGAAGCAUUCAUAGAACCAGCUUCGCAAUCUCUAUGGUAUUUAUUUUACAACUAAUCACAACAAUCUAAUUCUCUUCUCAGUAUAGUGAUGGAGUAUGCAGAUAAUGGAGAUCUGUUUCAAAAAAUAUAAGAUCAUUCAAAAGCAAAGACUUUGUUCUAAGAACAGGAAAUAUGGAAAGUAUUUAUUCAAGUAGUGAGAGGGUUGAAAGCCAUGCAUGAUCUGAAUAUAAUGCACAGAGACUUGAAAUCAGCAAAUGUAUUUUUGUACAAGGACUUUACUGCAAAGCUAGGAGAUAUGAAUGUCUCUAAAGUAGCGAAUAAGAGGGGACUAAAUUAUACAUAAACUGGUACACCAUAUUAUGCCAGUCCAGAAGUGUGGAGGGAUGAGCCCUAUGACGUGAAGAGCGAUAUUUGGUCACUUGGCUGUGUAUUGUAUGAGAUGAUUGCCUUGAAACCGCCAUUCACUGCAGAUGACAUGGAAGGACUGUUUAAAAGCGUAACUAAGGGUCAUUUUCCAAGGAUUCCCAAGAACUAUUCUCAUGAUCUUUGGCAGAUGGUAAAAUUUCUACUCCAGACUAAUCCUCACGCUAGACCUUCCUGUGAAUAAAUUAUGAGCGUUCCGACAUUCUCAAAAAGGAUGCAAAAGUUUUUCCCUACACUUUACAAUCCUUCUAAUAAUCCAGAUUAGAACAUACUUCUCAAAACAAUAAAGUUUCCAACGAAUCUAAUGUAUCUAAGUGACAAGCUCCCGAAACAAAACUAUUAGAGAGAUUUCAUUCCUUUAUAAAGUGAGGAGAUAAACUUAAAUGUAACUGAAACAAUGAAAAAUAGCAGUAAUAAAAAGACUUAGCAAAACUAGAAAUAGUUGCAUUAAAAAGAAAUGAGGUUGCCUUCUAUCUAGAAUGUCAAGUAAAUCUAUCUUGGUGCUGGACCGUUAGGCUAAAUGCAUAAUUAAUCGUAAUUAGAUGAAUCAGUAAAUAAUAAUAGUACCAAUUUGAUUCUGGCAUAAAGUCCAAUAAAGAGCAGUAAAAAGAAUCUAAGAGGACCUGCUAAUAGAUAGCAAGUUUCUAAAGAUCCAAAAAAUGACGAUGGAGGAAUUAACAAGUCAAUGAUUUUGGCAGAUAACUAGAGUGUUAAUUUAUCAACAAAUGAUUAGCAGAUUUCGCCUGACAUUGAUGAAACUGUAAUAGAUGUCAGUCAGCCAAUUACGUAGACUGCUGUUGGAAAAAAGAAAAAUUCCCACUAAGUUUACAACACUAAUAAUGAUAGUAUGAGCGAGGAAGCUAGUAAUUAUCAAAAAGAUGAUAAUACAAGAGUCUCCUAACUUUUGAAUCCUGUUUCAAGCGAGUAAAAACUGAGCGUCAUAAAUUAGAAAAGUAAUAAUGAAUCGAUGCUCCCUGCUAUAAACAGCAAUAAUAUUAGCCAAGACUAUGAUAAUUUAUACAAAUCUAACGAGCAAAGAGAUCAAAGUCCACUUUUACUUAAAAAUAGAAACUAAAGGAAUCAGCCAGCAUAUCAUGCUGUUUCGAUGAGCUUAGACUACUAGCAGAAGAAAAUUUUAAGUAAUUAAUCAUCUUCUGUGAAUUAUAACCUUCAAAAGAUACUGGGAGCAUAUCAAGUAAACCCUGGUAGACUCUAUCAAUCUAAGUAAGCAACGGUUUCUCCACCUUAACAGAGACUAGAAAAUUCGGAAAGUCAUGAUAGACUUCGAGCUUCUCCUCAUAGAGUGCAAGACAUUUUGAAUCGAUACAAUAUCAAGCAACUUAAGUAGAGCUUGAAGUAUGGUAUGCUCAAUAGAUCUAAGAAUAGGCCUGCUAAUCAGGUUCAUCAAAUAUAUGGUAUACAUGGUACUGUAAACAAUAACGUUUUACAAAUGAAUCCAUAUAGCAUGAACUUGAAGUAUAAUGCUCACUAACUUAAUCAUAAUCACUCCAACAAUAAUCUUUUGAUAAAUGGCAGUAAUAAUUCUAAAGACAACUCGCUAAACUAUAGCAAUAUAAUAAAUGAGGCUGAUGAAGAUCCUGCUGCUCUUGCUUAAUCUACUAUUGGCACAAUGAAGAAUAAUAUUAUCAACUUGAACAAACUUAAGUAAAUUCCAAAUGCUUACCAAGGGAACAGCUAAUCAUUGGUGCUUCCAAAACUAGAUAAUUCAUUCGGCUCUAAGCAGAAAUAAAACUAGAAUGAUAUGAGUCUAAUAUAUGCUAAAGGAAGUGGAUAAUAGAGUCCAAGAUCGCUGGAGAAAAAAACCUCUAAGAAAAAAAUCAUAGUUAAAAAUAAAAGCACUUUUGAAGGUUUAAAUUAAUGA